Molecule: messenger RNA, 665 nt
Organism: Dendrobium catenatum
Lineage: Eukaryota; Viridiplantae; Streptophyta; Magnoliopsida; Asparagales; Orchidaceae
Product: ubiquitin-like-specific protease 1A
Exons: 5
Biological process (GO): proteolysis
Molecular function (GO): cysteine-type peptidase activity
Source: RefSeq, a predicted model, not a curated record
AUGUUAGAUUACCCAGGCAGAGCUUUAAUUAGCGAAGAUAAACGGCUCAUAAUUGAUAAUGCCCUUAAACAAUUCAAGUUUAAGAGUGAUUCAAUUUUCGAGUUUGAAAAUAUAUCAAUAAAUAGAAGCCAAUUGGAUGAAUUAUUAAUGUCGGAAGAGCUUGACAAUAACCACAUAGACGCUUUUUUACAUUUAUUAACGCAGAAGGAAGCAGCAUUUCCUGGUCGUAAUCAACCUUUUCUAUUUGUUUCAAGCUUUCAUUGGCUAUACUACAAACAAUACAAUGAUUCGAACACAAAAACGUUCGUAUCUAAUAUAGACAAAACCAUUAUCAGGAAUAUAAAUUUGAUCUUUGUUCCAAUAAUAUACGGAGAACAUUGGACACUACUACUUUGCAACUUGUUGAAAAAACGGUGGGAGUUUUAUGAUUCUUUACCGAAGAAGACACAUAAAGCGAUACUCCCAGAAGUUAUUUCUCAUUUCUACAAAGAUACGGACGACGCCUUCGACAUUGAUGUAACGAAAUGGCCAAUCAAAGGAUUUCGAAACGUGCCAACACAAAAUAACAGCGUUGAUUGCGGAAUUUAUGCUCGGUACUGCUCGGUACUUCUUGGUAUUGAUCUGUACCGAGCAGAGGUCAUAAUAGUUAUGCUCGGAUCUGCUCG